Molecule: messenger RNA, 1367 nt
Organism: Desarmillaria tabescens
Lineage: Eukaryota; Fungi; Basidiomycota; Agaricomycetes; Agaricales; Physalacriaceae
Exons: 2
Coding region: 1-1236 (411 amino acids)
Source: RefSeq, a predicted model, not a curated record
AUGUACGUCCCACCCGAACUAACCGACCUCAUCAUCGACCACCUCGCACACGACCCUCGCACACUCGCCUCUUGCACUCUGGUCUGCAAAACUUUCUUCCCUCGCUCACAUACACACCUCUUCAGCAGAAUAACCAUCGGACAUCCAUCCCGGGCCAACUCAGCCAGACAGUUCCUUCCUCUCCUCCCAUAUGUCGGUGAUUUAGUCAAGUCCUUACGGAUCGAAGCGGAAUGUGGGUUUCGCGACAAGGACAACACAGAGGGAGACUUUAUGAUGAUGAAUGACCUCAUCGACGAGCUCUUAUGGAAGACAGCGCAUGAUAAACAAUGGGUAUCACACGACCCUGCUCUGCCCACCAUCCUCACCUCGCUGCCGAACUUAACCUCCCUCGAAAUACGUGCCCUCCGCUGGAGAAACCCUUGGCGCGUACACCAAUGCACACCGUCGUUCGAGCACACACUCGCCGCUAUAGCACCUCAGGUAGCCUCUCUCCGCCUGGAUUACGUCCACUUCGACAGCCUCCCAGGGCUCUUGGGUAUUUUGUCGACGUUUCGAGGGAUGAAGAAGUUGGCAUUGGGUGUGAUUAUGGCGCCGCCGUAUCCGGUGGUGCUUACGGGGAAGACGACAGAGCCGUUGGAGAUUGAGGAGCUGGAGGCGAACAUGGAGGGAAGCGCGAGAGUGGUUGAAGUACUGAUGGCGAGUCCGUGGGCGAUGUCGUUUGGGAGGUUAAAGAAGCUGAGGGUGAAAAGGUGCUACAGGGCGCAGAUGGAACUGGUCAGGGUGUUAGUGGAUUUGUCGAGGGGUUCGUUGGAGGAAUUGGCGGUCGAUGAUUGUGUAUUGCCGGUUGAUCAUGUUAAUCGAUGCCCGCCGCUGGAUGUGCACCAUCUAAAAUCACUUUCGGUAACGCUAUCAUCGGAUUGCUUUCCCCGGUUGAUGCGUUGGUGGGUCGGGGCACUAGGAAGGGAGGAAACAUCGAAGAUCCAGUAUAUGACACUGGCAGUGGAGCAUCGUAGUGUUGCCAACGUAUUCCUGGACAAGGAGUCAUGGAGCGCUCUGAGCCAGGUCCUAGAUCAUGACCGAAUGGGCGCAUUGAGGCGCGUAGACAUUGUGGUGAAAGCAUGGCGAGGGCUGGGGGAAGUUGUUAAGGAUAUCAGGAAUACGAUUCGAGAGUCGUGUGCUUCCAUGAUGGCCAGAGAUAUUAUUCAUGUGUAUGAUAAACAGCAUAUUUUGAUGUAGCACGAAUCCAGGUGUUUAAUGUGCCGAUAAUACAAAUAUGAUCGUGUGUUAUAUAUAGUCCCAGACAUUCCCAAAUCUCGAAGCGUAUCCUGGCUAACUCGAGGAUUUUUCUUAGCUGAAUAGCAUCGGGA